AUGGCAACCCCCUGCGGAGACCCGGCCACCCGUUCCACCGCCCUCAGGACCGCAAGCGAGCCUCUCCCACUUUCGCCUUGGAGAGAGGCUCGGCCGGCUCCUGUCCGGGAGGAGGUGCUGGAUUGCGACAAUAGGUCUAGUGUUGAACUUCAUGAAAGAGGAAAGAAUCAUAAGGAAAAUGUGGCAAAGAGGAUCAGUGAGAUUAAACCGAAGAGGCUGGAUAGGGCAAAGGAAGAAGAGAAGGCAUCAAAGGAGUUUGCUGCAAUGGAGGCAGCUGCCCUGAAAGAAUACCAAAAGGAUUUGAAAAGCCUUGGCUUAGAGUCAGAAACUUCAGAGCCAAGCAUAUCACCAGUAACCAGCACUAUCCCACCCGCCUCUGCAUCAAAUCAGCAAAAAAAAAAGAAAAAAAAAGACCCUUCAAAGAGCAGAUGGGUAGAAGGCAUAACCUCUGAGGGUUACCAUUACCAUUAUGAUCUUAUCACAGGAGCAUCUCAGUGGGAGAAACCUGAAGGAUUUCAAGGAAACUUUAAAAAGACGGCAGUGAGGACUGUUUGGGUAGAAGGUUUAAGUGAAGAUGGUUAUACCUAUUAUUAUAAUACAGAAACAGGGGAAUCCAGAUGGGGAAAACCUGAUGAUUUCAUUCCACACUCUGGCGAUCUGCAUUCUAGUAAAGUCAAUGAAAAGUCACUUGGUACCCAAGAAGAGUCCAAAUCAUCAGAUUCACGUUGUGAUUCUGAUGUGGAACACCAAGCAGAAAAAAGGGGGGGGGGGAAUGGGACUUCCCUGGUGGCGCGGUGGUUAAGAAUCCGCCUGCUAAUGCAGGGGACACAGGUUCGAGUCCUGGUCCAGGAAGAUCCCACAUGCUGCGUAGCAACCAAGCCCGUGCGCCACAACUACUGAGCCUGCACUCUAGAGCCCGCGAACCACAACUACUGAGCCCGCGUGCCGCAACUACUGAAGCCCGCGCGCCUAGAGCCCGUGCUCUGCAACAAGAGAAGCCACCGCAAUGAGAAGCCCGCGCACAGCAACGAAGAGCAGACCCCGCUCGCCGCAACUAGAGAAAGCCGCGCGCAGCAACGAAGACCCAUCGCAGCCAAAAAUAAAUAAAUAAAAGAAAAAGGAGGGGGGGAAGGAGAGGUCUCUACAGAAAUGCAAAAGCUAAAAGUAAAGUUUAAAGAAAAAAAAAUAGUGAUAAAGGAACUGAAUCGGAAACACAGAAAGAAAAAAAUGCCCAAGGGUAUUCAUCAGGUCCAAAUGAAGAAAAAUCCAAAGCUCAUAAAAAAUCAGACCCAUAUGGAGGGACUUCGCUGGUAGUUCAGUGGUUAAGACUCUGUGCUCCCAAUGUAGGGGUCCAGGUUCUAUCCCAGGGAACUAGAUCCCCUAUGCCAAAACUAAGACCUGGCAUAGCCAAAAUAAAAGUAAUAAUAAUAAAGAAAACUCCUCUGUGUUUGUUUUACAUUACUUAAUGCUAAAAUUUUAGACUUAUUCUAAAUGUA
This is a messenger RNA of Balaenoptera ricei (Rice's whale), 1496 nucleotides long. Its product is annotated as WW domain-binding protein 4-like. Gene Ontology annotation, molecular function: protein binding; RNA binding. Gene Ontology annotation, biological process: mRNA splicing, via spliceosome. NCBI's taxonomy places the organism in Eukaryota, Metazoa, Chordata, Mammalia, Artiodactyla, Balaenopteridae. Gene Ontology annotation, cellular component: precatalytic spliceosome. The record is from RefSeq and is a predicted model, not a curated record.